Molecule: messenger RNA, 1679 nt
Organism: Olea europaea var. sylvestris
Lineage: Eukaryota; Viridiplantae; Streptophyta; Magnoliopsida; Lamiales; Oleaceae
Product: developmentally-regulated G-protein 2
Exons: 12
Coding region: 138-1337 (399 amino acids)
Biological process (GO): cytoplasmic translation
Cellular component (GO): cytoplasm
Molecular function (GO): GTP binding; GTPase activity
Source: RefSeq, a predicted model, not a curated record
CACGACUUUAGUUUUCUCUCUCGCUUUGGUGGCAGAACGUACGCUAUCUCCUCAGAAGCCCUAGACGUUCUUCCACUUUCCACCAGCUAGCUCAAAGUAGCAUCCGGAGACAUUUUAUUAGAUAAAUUUGAGGAACCAUGGGUAUUAUAGAAAAGAUCAAAGAAAUUGAAGCCGAGAUGGCUCGAACCCAGAAAAAUAAAGCCACUGAAUAUCACCUGGGUCAGCUCAAGGCUAAGAUUGCAAAGUUGAGGACACAAUUAUUGGAACCCCCAAAAGGUUCUAGUGGAGCUGGAGAGGGGUUUGAAGUUACAAAAUUUGGCCAUGGACGUGUUGCACUAAUAGGAUUUCCCAGUGUUGGAAAAUCGACGCUCUUGACAAUGUUAACUGGAACGCAUUCAGAAGCUGCAUCGUAUGAGUUCACCACGCUUACCUGUAUCCCCGGUAUCAUUCAUUACAAUGAUACUAAAAUCCAGUUGCUUGAUCUUCCUGGAAUCAUAGAAGGUGCAUCUGAAGGCAAGGGGCGUGGUAGGCAGGUCAUUGCCGUUUCCAAAUCAUCAGAUAUUGUGUUGAUGGUUCUCGAUGCUUCAAAAAGUGAAGGACAUCGUCAAAUAUUGACGAAAGAGCUUGAAGCUGUGGGCUUGCGUCUGAACAAAAGACCACCUCAGAUAUACUUUAAGAAGAAAAAAACUGGGGGAAUUUCUUUCAACAGCACCUUACCAUUAACUCACGUGGAUGAGAAGCUUUGCUAUCAGAUAUUACAUGAAUACAAGAUUCACAAUGCAGAGGUUUUAUUUCGUGAAGAUGCCACAGUGGAUGAUCUUAUUGAUGUAAUCGAGGGAAAUCGUAAAUAUAUGAAGUGUAUCUAUGUCUACAACAAAAUAGAUGUCGUGGGUAUUGAUGAUGUGGACAGAUUAGCUAGACAGCCGAAUUCCAUUGUUAUUAGCUGCAACUUGAGGCUGAAUCUGGACCGCCUUCUAGCGAAAAUGUGGGAGGAGAUGGGCCUUGUCAGAGUUUAUACCAAGCCUCAGGGCCAGCAACCAGACUUCAGUGACCCUGUGGUCCUCUCUGCGGGUAGAGGUGGCUGCACAGUUGAAGAUUUUUGUAACCACAUUCAUCGGAGCCUGGUAAAGGAUGUGAAGUACGUAUUGGUUUGGGGCACAAGUGCAAGGCAUCUCCCACAACAUUGUGGCCUUAGUCAUGGUCUGCAGGACGAGGAUGUAGUACAGAUUGUUAAGAAAAAGGAGAGGGAGGAUGGAGGUAGAGGAAGGUUUAAAUCACAUUCAAAUGCUCCUUCUCGAAUAUCUGACAGAGAGAAGAAGGCUCCUUUGAAAACAUAAUGUCGAGUGGGGUGCUACGUCGUGGAGUUGUUGUGUGUGAUGCAUUCUACAAAAUAUUAACUUCUGGGAUGAAUUACAUUUUGAGGGAACAGCUAAAGAAUUUUAGUCUUCCUCUGAAGUGCACUCGCUGAGUAGAUGUUUCUCCUCAAAUUUGAGUAGUUAUUUAUAAUUUAUACUAUGGUGUUGAUGUAGAGCUUUGGAAAGAUCAAGUUUGAUUUCAAUAGUUUGUUAUACAAAUUUCAACAAGAUUUAUAUUCAUAAAAACUGCUCAAAAACUAGAACUGUGUUUUGAGUUAAUUACUCACUGCAGCUUCAAUUUCACCCGUAAUUUUGUUGCCUUCA